This is a messenger RNA of Dictyostelium discoideum AX4, 1302 nucleotides long. RefSeq names its product SAP DNA-binding domain-containing protein. NCBI's taxonomy places the organism in Eukaryota, Evosea, Eumycetozoa, Dictyosteliales, Dictyosteliaceae. The transcript is spliced from 3 exons. The coding region runs from base 1 to 1302 and encodes 433 amino acids. The record is from RefSeq and is a predicted model, not a curated record.
AUGGCAACCAAACCAACAAGUAAACAAUUAUUAUCAAAUAAACAAGAAGAUAUAAAUGAUAAAUUAAAUGAAGAACAAUUAGAAAAUUUCACAGCUGAUUGUUUAAAGAAAUAUUGUAAAGAAAAUUCAAUCCCAUUGGCUACAAACAAAGCCAAUAUUAUUAAAAAUAUUAUUAAAUUUUUUGUAGAAAAUAAUAAUAAUAAUAAUAAUAAUAAUAAUAAUAAUAAUAAUAAUAAAACUAUAUCUCAAAAGCCAAUACCAACAAUAAUUGAACAACCACAACAACAACACCAAAUCAAAUCAAUUUUAAAGAAAGCUAAUGAUGAAAAUAACAAAGAAAAUAAUGUAAAUAAUAUGAAUGAAAUAGUAAACAAAGUUGAAAAAUUAGAAAUUACAAAAAAGAAAAUUACUACUAGAAAACAAUCGGCUGAACAACAAAAACAAUUAAAUGAUAUAAAUGUAAAUAAUAGUAACAACAACAAUAAAAAAGUAUCAUUUAAUCCAGUAAAUCAAAUUGGUUUCAUUGAAAGAAAAGAAAAAAAUCAAUUUAAAUAUUAUAUCAAUACAAAUCAAAAUAGUCCAAUUAAAAAUGAAUCACCAUUGAAAAUUAUAAAUAAUCAACUAUAUAAUAUUUUUGAUUGUAAAGAAGAGGAAGAAGAGGAAUUUGAUACUGACACAAUGUCAAAACCAGAAUUAAAAGAUGCAUUAGAGAAAAAUGGUCUCCCAACUGAAGGUGAUAAACAAGUAUUAAAGAAAAGAUUAGAACAAUUUAUUAUUGAAACUUUAAAUAAAUCACAAAUUGAUACUGAUAAAAAUAAUAAUGAAGGUACUGAUGAUGAUAAUAAUAAUAAUAAUAAUAAUAAUAAUAAUAAUAAUAAUAAUAAUAAUAAUAACCCUACAAAAGAAAAUAAUGAUGACUGGAUUAGAUGGACACCACUAAAAGCAAAAUAUAAUAAACAAAAACCAACAAUUAAUGAUUCAGAUUAUGAUGAAAUAGAAAAUAAUAAUAACAAUAAUAAUAAUAAACAACCAACUAUUAAAACUAUAAAGAGUAAACCAAAGCCAAAUAAAAAAUUAAAUUCCAAUAAUAAUGGUAACAAAAAUAAUAAUAAUAAUAACAAUAAUAAUAAUAAUAAAAAUAAAAAAAAAGUGGAUAGUGAUGAUGAUGAUGAUGAUGAUUAUCAAAUUAAUAGUAGUAGUGAAGAAGAGGAUAAUCAUCAACAAGUAAUGAAUUCUCAGCAAUUAUUCAAUGCAUUUCUUGAUGUUUCCAUCUCUAAUAAAAAAAAAAUCAGUCCAAAAUAA